Spodoptera frugiperda (fall armyworm) is the source of this 902-nucleotide messenger RNA. RefSeq names its product alcohol dehydrogenase-like. The record is from RefSeq and is a predicted model, not a curated record. Gene Ontology annotation, cellular component: cytoplasm. The coding region runs from base 67 to 882 and encodes 271 amino acids. Gene Ontology annotation, molecular function: oxidoreductase activity, acting on the CH-OH group of donors, NAD or NADP as acceptor. The transcript is spliced from 5 exons. NCBI's taxonomy places the organism in Eukaryota, Metazoa, Arthropoda, Insecta, Lepidoptera, Noctuidae.
AAAGAGUUUGUCACUGUUUUCGAGAGUUAAUUCAAGGGUAAUUGAUCAGACGGACGUAUCAUUGCGAUGUGGGACGUUAAAGAUAAAACGUUUGUUAUUACGGGAGGUGCUUCCGGACUUGGUGCGGACUAUGCGAAGGCUUGUUUGGAACAUGGAGCUAAGAAUGUAGCCAUCCUAGAUAUAGCUGAAAACCUAGGUAAUGCAACAGCUGAACAACUGAACAAUACUUUUGACAAUAAAGUGAUAUUCGUGAAAUGUGACGUGAGCAAGGAGGAGGACAUCGUGAGUGCGUGGGACUCCGUGCUGGCUCAGUUCAAGCAGAUUGACGUCAUCGUCAACAAUGCUGGCAUCAUGGUGGAUGCUCCUAGCGUGUGGAGAACUGCUACUACUGUUAAUUGGCAAGGGUUGGUCUCCUUCACAUUAAAAGGCGUCAGUCACAUGAGGAAGGACGAGGGUGGAGCUGGUGGGACUAUUUUAAACGUCGCUUCCAUUUUGGGUCUAACGAAACUGGCGUAUUUGCCAAUCUACUGCGGUGCUAAAAUGGCGGUUGUGCACUUCAGUCAAUGUUUAGCGAUGGAUCCAUUCUACGACAAUACUGGUGUGAGAGUAAUGACAAUGUGUUUAGGAUCCACCGACACACCGUUGGCGCAUAAUUUAGAAACCAAGGCUUGGGACCCGAAACUUGGAAACGAAAUGGUUGUCAAAAUUACAAACCAGUUUAUAUGUCAAAAAAGGGAAUCAGCAGUCGAUGCCUUCAUUAAAAUGUUAACAGAUGGUACUCCAGGCUCUACUUGGCUAUCUCUUGACGACAAACCGGCUCGAGACAUCACAUCUGCCAUUGAUAACGCAUUCAUACAAUUUGAGAAAGUUAUGUCGGAAUAAAUAAGCUGUUAUUGUUGUUA